Molecule: messenger RNA, 5046 nt
Organism: Cavia porcellus (domestic guinea pig)
Lineage: Eukaryota; Metazoa; Chordata; Mammalia; Rodentia; Caviidae
Gene: Mtss1
Product: MTSS I-BAR domain containing 1
Exons: 16
Coding region: 525-2924 (799 amino acids)
Biological process (GO): plasma membrane organization; positive regulation of actin filament bundle assembly; adherens junction maintenance
Cellular component (GO): cytoplasmic side of plasma membrane; actin cytoskeleton
Molecular function (GO): actin binding; phospholipid binding
Source: RefSeq, a predicted model, not a curated record
UCCGUACGCCGGCGGGAGCCCAGCCAGAGCGAGCACGGGGCUGGGCGCGCAGGAGUGAAAAGGAGGCGGCGGUCGCGGCUGCGAGCAACAGAUCCCGGCGCUGCGAGCAGACGUUGGCUGCUGCGGGCUCAUUUUUUUUCAGUUUCUUAAAAAAAUUUUAAAUCUGCAAAUCUUGCAUUUUUUUAAAUGGCGCUGACCCGGGGUCGACGGGCAGCUUUCUCUGUAUCAAGAUGGGCUUUGCCUUUUCCGUCCUGGGCGCCGGUGGUGGCCUGAUUACCAGCUUUCUCCGGGCAUUUUCGAGACCAGGGGCUGGGCAGUGCAUGUAGGCGAGUCGCCCCACAGAGCGGUCUGGUUCUCGCCACCAUUGUUAGUCUUCGGGGCGGAGAACAGUGACCCUGCGCACCCCGCGCUCUGCAGACGCGCUGCAGGCCGGCCCCGAGGGCGAGGCUCCUGUCGGGUGACGAGCCCGGCCCGCGCGCAGCGCAGCGCCCCACGAGUGCGUCCUCCCCGCCGGCGCCGGGAAAAUGGAGGCUGUGAUUGAGAAGGAAUGCGGCGCGCUCGGAGGCCUCUUCCAGACCAUCAUCAGCGACAUGAAGGGGAGCUAUCCAGUUUGGGAAGAUUUUAUUAACAAAGCAGGAAAGCUGCAGUCUCAGUUGCGGACAACAGUAGUAGCAGCAGCUGCCUUCUUGGACGCCUUUCAGAAAGUGGCUGACAUGGCCACCAACACACGCGGCGGUACGCGGGAGAUCGGCUCGGCCCUCACCAGGAUGUGCAUGAGACACAGAAGCAUAGAAGCCAAGCUGAGGCAGUUUUCCAGUGCUUUAAUUGAUUGUCUGAUAAAUCCACUUCAAGAGCAGAUGGAAGAGUGGAAGAAAGUGGCCAACCAGCUGGAUAAAGAUCAUGCAAAAGAAUAUAAGAAAGCUCGCCAAGAGAUAAAAAAGAAGUCUUCAGAUACGCUGAAACUGCAGAAGAAGGCAAAAAAAGUGGACGCCCUGGGGAGAGGUGAUAUCCAGCCUCAGUUGGACAGCGCUCUCCAGGAUGUCAACGAUAAGUAUCUCCUGUUGGAGGAAACGGAGAAGCAAGCGGUCCGCAAGGCUCUGAUUGAAGAACGGGGCCGGUUCUGCACCUUCAUCUCUAUGCUUCGGCCAGUCAUCGAAGAGGAGAUCUCAAUGCUAGGGGAAAUCACCCACCUGCAGACCAUAUCAGAAGACCUGAAGAGCCUGACCAUGGACCCUCACAAACUGCCCUCCUCAAGUGAACAGGUGAUCUUGGAUUUGAAAGGCUCUGAUUACAGCUGGUCCUAUCAGACACCACCCUCUUCUCCCAGCACCACCAUGUCCAGAAAGUCCAGUGUCUGCAGCAGCCUGAACAGUGUCAACAGCAGCGACUCACGCUCCAGCGGCUCCCACUCGCAUUCUCCCAGCUCCCAUUACCGCUACCGCAGCUCCAACCUGGCCCAGCAGGCACCCGUGAGGCUGUCCAGCGUGUCCUCCCACGACUCAGGGUUCAUAUCGCAGGAUGCCUUCCAGUCCAAGUCGCCCUCCCCGAUGCCACCAGAGGCUGCCAACCAGAACUCGUCCAGCUCGGCCUCCUCGGAAGCCUCGGAAACCUGCCAGUCAGUGAGCGAGUGCAGCUCUCCCACCUCUGUCAGCUCAGGCUCCACCAUGGGUGCCUGGGUGUCCUCAGAGAAGUUGUCUAACGGGUUUUCUCACUGUAGUUUAUCAAGUGAGGCCCAUGUGGGGCCCGUAGGUGCAGGCCCUUUCCCUCAUUGCCUGCCCGCCUCCCGCCUGCUCCCUCGGGUCACCUCUGUCCACCUUCCAGACUACGCUCAUUAUUACACCAUUGGGCCCGGCAUGUUCCCGUCAUCUCAGAUCCCUAGCUGGAAGGACUGGGCCAAGCCGGGACCCUACGACCAGCCACUGGUGAGCACCUUGCAGCGCCGAAAGGGCAAGUGCGAGCCAGACCCCAGUGGGGGCGCAGCCGGCUCAGCAGCGGGCCCGGGGGCAGCAGCUGAGGAGGCGCAGAGACCUCGGAGCAUGACUGUGUCGGCCACCGCCAGGCCUGGGGAUGAGAUGGAGGCUUGUGAGGAGCUGGCCCUGGCACUGUCGCGGGGUCUGCAGCUGGACACGCAGAGGAGCAGCCGGGACUCGCUGCAAUGCUCCAGCGGCUACAGCACACAGAGUGCCACCCCAUGCUGCUCGGAGGACACCAUCCCCUCCCAAGUUUCAGAUUAUGACUAUUUCUCCGUAAGCGGUGACCAGGAGGCAGAGCAGCAGGAGUUUGACAAAUCCUCCACCAUUCCGAGGAACAGCGACAUCAGCCAGUCCUAUCGACGGAUGUUCCAGGCCAAGCGCCCAGCCUCCACGGCCGGUCUGCCCACCACCCUCGGACCUGCUGUAGUCACCCCCGGGGUCGCGACCAUCAGACGGACCCCCUCUACCAAGCCUUCAGUCCGCCGGGGGACCAUGGGAGGUGGUCCCAUCCCCAUCAAGACACCAGUGAUUCCUGUCAAGACACCAACUGUCCCAGACCUCCCUGGGGUGCUGCCAGCCCCUCCAGAUGGGCCAGAGGAGCGGGCAGAGCACAGCCCUGAGUCACCAUCCGUGGGUGAGUGCCCACAGGGUGGCGCUGGCAUACCCUCUUCCCUGUGGAGUGGCCAGGCCUCCGUCAACCCUCCACUGCCCGGCCCAAAGCCCAGCAUCCCUGAGGAGCACAGACAAGCGAUUCUGGAAAGUGAGGCUGAAGAUCAGGAGCGGGAUCCCCCCAGUGCCAACAUGUCCCUAGGCCAGAUGCCAGAGAGUGACCCUGCAGACCCGAGCCCCAGGGAUACCCCACAGGGAGAAGACAUGCUGAAUGCCAUCCGCAGGGGUGUGAAACUGAAGAAAACCACAACAAAUGACCGCUCUGCCCCUCGCCUCUCUUAGGCACCCAGUGGAGGAGGAACUCUUUAAUUAAUAAAACCUAAUUUGUCUUGACCCAUUCCAAUCUAUAAUCAAAAAGUUUUGUAGGCAAUUCAGAAUUGAGCUCUUUUGAAAAUACUCAACAUAUUUAGAUAAGAAUUAAAAGCAAAAUAUGUAACUGACAUAAUCUUGAUCUUUUAAUUUGUAAAUAUUGACGAUUUUCUUUCUGCACAUUUUAAUCUUAGUUUCCCUUUUGAUUUUUCUGAAGGUGCCAAAUUCCAUUUAACUUUUUUACAAGUGUUUGUAAAAUUUUAAAUGCAUAGGGGGUGGGUCUGGGCAGGGGACCACAGAGUAGUAACUUUCAGAGCAGGGUUACUAUACUUAGUUGUUUUUUCAUCCUGGCCCCUGCAAGCUUUUGUAGAUGCAUUGUAGUAGUCUAGCUUAGAAACAAAUUCAAGUUAUUUUAAUGUACAAACGAAAUGGGUAAGGGGUAAAAUUGUCAUUUAGGUAUCCUGUGUUCUGGAUGGAAAAGCAGGACUAAGAACUGAGCAAUAUGCGGAGAAGGGAAUCUGGGGAAGGUAGACUGGCGGCCCGGGGUGGGGGCUCGGGAGGGACCCUGUCUGCGUAGCGAUCCUGUGCCGUGAGAGUGGCCUUGUAGGUUGGAUUGCUUGUUGCUUCAUGAUGAAUGCGCCCCAUAAGCCAUACCGGAUUGCAGUGUUUUGUUUCCCUAGGGUGUUUCAGGGACUUCUUCCUCCCACAGCUCCCACAGCCACCACAACCACCUGGAAUCCCACGCAUGCGGCCACUGUCCCCCGGGGUAGAUGUAGCGUCCCCACAUUAGUUCAUCUGCUGUGCUUUCAUUGAAUCCAGAUCCAUCUCAGAGGGUAAGGCAGUUUUUAAAAACGCGAAAACACUAGAGGAGGACAGCAGGGAAUUCUUAGAUACAGCAAAUGCCUUUUACUUACCUGUGCCCAGCAGGCUGGGUGCACUGAAAAGCCCAAAUAUUUUGAAAAAACUUGAGUGGAUUUAUCAAGGGUAACUAAUUUGGAGUCCAGUGACUUGCCAACGUGUUUACCAACCUGGGGGCUUGUUUUUCUUACCUUCCUUAAAUAAAUGGCAGUGAAUUGGCUUCAUUCUCAACACCAACAAGAGGAGGAAUUAAUUAUCAUCUGGAAUCUGACCACUAUACUAUUUUUGCAUUUUAGGCAGUUUUUUGGAAUGGAUUUAUGUCUUUAAGUGGAAGUUAAAUUUGUUAUAAUGCCCAUCUCUUAAAGUCAACAGAGAUUUGUAGAUUGAAAGAGAUCACAGUUGAGAAGACAACUGUUUUAAGAGAGCAAGCAGGCCCCUACCAGUGGGUGACAGUGCUCUCGUGACAGCCCCCUCUGGAGGGCUCUUGGGUCCUGUCCCGCCUGCUUUGCAGAUUUCUGUUGGCUCCAGCCUUCAGGAUGUAUCCUCUGCUUCCCACAUAACUGCACUGGAUGUGAGAGUAACGUACCUGUACAGUCACUGUUUAUAUUGUAACACUGAACACUGCUGUGAUUGCUCAAGGACACUUACGUUAAGACUUUCAAGCAAGGCAUGAUUAUUAGAAACUAUUUAAGCUUUUUUCUUUGAAAAACAAGCUCCUUCAACAGACUAUAAGCAACAGUAGUGCCUGUGGUUUAGCCCACCAGUCUUGAUGACUAAAAGCUGAUGCGCUGUGCAUAUGAUGCUUGAGAUGGUUUUUGCAAAAGCAGAAAUCAUUGCAAGGUGAUUACAGUAGAUAAAAGUGAUAUUUUAAACCUUCAAAAUAAAUGGAUGUAACUGUACCUUGGUACAGCUUUUCACUUGUUUAGUUUUUAAACGUUAGUAUAAUCUGAAUAAAUUUAAUAUAAACUGUUGCCAAAUUCAAUGUAGAGAAUGUGACAAAACACCUUGGAUAGUUCUGUUUGUGUUUUUGCAUAUUGUAAAAGCAGUGUCACAGGUAAAAAUAAAUCCUUUCUAAAGGGAAGUUGUGGUUUAGUUGCUAGUUUGUACUGAGAGUUGACCUCUCCCUGUGCAGUUUUUGUUCUAAACCUGUAUAAAUAACAGUGUAAUAGUGUUGCCCUUCUACAUUGUAACAGUUGCUUCAGCCUAUGUUAUAAAUAAAGAACCACUAGGAAAAAAA